AUGGCCACUAAGCAAUUGCUGAGACGACAAAUCAAAAGAGCAAUAAAUGCUCUUGACCACGAUAUUAUUGCUACGGAGUCGCAUACUAUAUCUCAAGUAGUACGCUCAUUAAUCGCUUCCGUUAAUGCAAGGCGUGUGGCAUGCUAUAUGAGUAUGGAUAAAGGAGAGGUAAAAACUGGAGAAAUUAUUAAGAAUCUGUUCUCUGAUGGUCAAGAGGUUUUUCUGCCAAGAUGCACGCAUACUUCUGAAUCCAAGCGCUUUAAAUUACGGGAAGAUCAUCAUCCACAUUUGAUAUUUCAUCGAAUGGGUAGUUUGAAAAUGGUGCAUGAUUUGAAGCCUCAGGGCCCAUAUAAACUAAAAGAGCCUGAACCUCACAUUGAAGAAGCCGAUAAAUUGGAUGUUGUGUUGGUACCUGGCGUAGCGUUUGAUACCAAAACUGGUGCAAGAAUGGGCCACGGCGCUGGGUACUAUGAUGAUUUCUUCCAAAGAUAUGAAAUACACCACCAAGGUCAAAGACCUCUCCUAGUUGGACUAUGUCUUGUGGAGCAGGUGACUUCACCAAUUCCUUUGGAAAAACAUGAUUCUCCUAUGGAUUGCAUAGUAUGUGGAGACGGUUCCAUGCACUGGUUUAAAUAG
Molecule: messenger RNA, 636 nt
Organism: Saccharomyces mikatae IFO 1815
Lineage: Eukaryota; Fungi; Ascomycota; Saccharomycetes; Saccharomycetales; Saccharomycetaceae
Gene: FAU1
Product: 5-formyltetrahydrofolate cyclo-ligase
Exons: 1
Coding region: 1-636 (211 amino acids)
Biological process (GO): folic acid-containing compound biosynthetic process; tetrahydrofolate interconversion
Cellular component (GO): mitochondrion
Molecular function (GO): 5-formyltetrahydrofolate cyclo-ligase activity
Source: RefSeq, a predicted model, not a curated record